This is a messenger RNA of Bipolaris zeicola 26-R-13, 285 nucleotides long. RefSeq lists its product as uncharacterized. The transcript is spliced from 2 exons. The coding region runs from base 1 to 285 and encodes 94 amino acids. Gene Ontology annotation, cellular component: mitochondrial inner membrane peptidase complex. Lineage: Eukaryota; Fungi; Ascomycota; Dothideomycetes; Pleosporales; Pleosporaceae. The record is from RefSeq and is a predicted model, not a curated record.
AUGGCACCACCUGUUUCCGCGAUUCCGGUCUCGGAACUGGAAAUGCAGCUGAAUACGCUUCCGUCUGGUCGAGCGCGGAAUCCACCAAUUACGCUAAGCGAGUGCGCGCUGAAAGAGCUGGUGCAGUACAAGUGCAAUGUACAACCCGCGGAGAAACGAGGGGGCGUGCCGAGUGUGGUGUGUGAGCCUGUUGUGCGGAUGCUGAGAAGAUGUCAAGGAGGACUGAGUGUCGAGACGACUGCUUGGGAAGGGUGGAAAGCAAAGCAGGAAGGCGCGACCAGCUAG